Molecule: messenger RNA, 3310 nt
Organism: Austrofundulus limnaeus
Lineage: Eukaryota; Metazoa; Chordata; Actinopteri; Cyprinodontiformes; Rivulidae
Gene: p2ry10
Product: P2Y receptor family member 10
Exons: 4
Coding region: 1169-2392 (407 amino acids)
Biological process (GO): positive regulation of Rho protein signal transduction; phospholipase C-activating G protein-coupled receptor signaling pathway
Cellular component (GO): plasma membrane
Molecular function (GO): G protein-coupled receptor activity
Source: RefSeq, a predicted model, not a curated record
CAAAUUGAAAAAUUCUGUGAAGAAGUGUCAAACAGGUGCUUUCGGUGAUUUCAUACUGAGGAGUUUCUAAGAGCUUGGAGCAUUUAGUUUCUGUUCUGUAACCACAGCUAAAACGGAGUUUGGACUUCUUGAAUGACAUCUGCGUUAACAGUUUUGAAAAAGGACAGGAAAACUGUGUCAAUCCAAUGAGAGUGGGUUAACAUAUUUGUAAGAGGUGUUUUCUGCUUUGCUGAGAUGGUGAUGAUGAAGACUGAGAGGUUCCUAGUUUCUUCAAACAGAUCAAAGCAAUCGAUAAAAACUGUAAAAGCAUGAGACUUUCCACACUGUAGCGUGCAGUAGGUUCUGCAUGUUUGCCUGUCCUACUUUUAAAGGUUGAGCUGAAUGCAGAGAAAUGAAACCAAACUGCAGGUUCUAUUUUCAAAGUUAAAUAAUGCUUGCCCACGCCUGCCACAUGCAGAGACUCUUCAUUUCUCUGGGCGUGACCCCACGAGAGUAAAAUAUGUUGUUUUUUUAAUUAGCUUUUCUAAAAGGAAGUAGUGCUUCAGAUAGAGGAAGCAGGCUUGUGUUUUUGCACCACUUCAAAUUCAAGAUGACUCAACAUUCAUGCUGUUUAUAAUAUGACAGCAGAGCCGUGUACCGAAAGGCGAAGGUCCGCUGCUCACAGACCACUUGCUUAUUGGAGCUCCGCACCGUUUCGAAGGUGAGACAGAUGCAUUUCUGUGUUGACUCCAUCAUACUCUUGUUCUUUCUUAUUGCUCAGUUGCUAUUGGGACUCAGUUAAAAAAAAAAAUCUGCAAAACGGUGAGAAGGCCGAGCUUCCCCUUUCCUCUCUUGUUUCCCUCAGUGUGAGAGCAGCCCACAGCAGAUGGGCUCUCCUCCGCUUGCACUGUCAAACCACACCAUCGCCUGCGAGUAACGCUGACUUUUCAAACAGCACAGGCAACUUUUGACAUGCACACUUACAUGAGAAGGAGAGGAAGGGUUGAUCCUGACUCUGUUUUUGAAUCUGCUAGAGAAUGAGAUCCCCAGUGAUUAACUUAGAUUCUUCACUCCUUGCAUGCUGUCGAUUUAAGGAGAAGAUGUGCUAACGCCAGGUGGAAAAGAAGUCUGAAUACAAGUGAAUAAAGGAAUUGCCAAUAGAGUCUAGAAGAAACCUGUAAAGGAAGCCAUGUUGAACUCCACCACGUGUAACGAGGAUUUUGUGGAGUUCAAUAACACCAUGGAAUGGUUUUAUAAAAUAUUCUACCUGCUGCUCUUCAUCCCAGGGUUGCUGCUCAAUACCACAGCCCUCUGGGUUCUCUGCAGACACAUCUGGAAGAAGACCAAGACAGUGAUCUUCAUGAUAGAUUUGGCUCUGGCAGACUUGGUUCACAUCCUCUCUCUGCCCCUCAGGCUCUAUUAUUACUUCACACACAGCUGGCCUUUUGGAAAAACUGUAUGCAUGAUCUGCUUCUACCUGAAAUACUUCAACAUGUACGCCGCUAUAGCGUUCCUGAUGUGUAUCAGCGUCCAGAGGUACGCCUUCCUGCUCAACCCAUUUUCAGCUCGCCGCUGGAGACGCCGUUAUGACCUGAUGAUCAGUGUAUUUGUGUGGGUGGUGGUCGGCGUGGCUUGCUCGCCUUUCAUUCUGAUGCGAAUGAGCAGCAGCGGCGGCGCACCAAACACCAAUGAAUCAUUUAUCCAGUCACCUUUCUUUUCCACCGAGCAACCGCAUAAUUUCAGUGUCGACACACAAUCCUCCAAUGCAAGCUGUUUUAAAGACCUGCCAAUGCGUAAAGUGUCCCCCUUUCAGCUGAUCCUGUUGAUCAUUUUAAACGAGCUGGUUGGUUUCUUGACUCCUCUCAUAAUCAUCAGCUACUGCUCCAUCCGCAUCGCCUGGUCCUUCAGACAGAAGCAGGACCAGGAUCAGCAGAACUCGGCCUCGCUCAGCCCUUCUUUGCGAAGCCGACUGCAGUCCGUCACCUCCAACAAUCAUCUACAUAAAAGCCAAGAGAAGAAUCUGAACAGUGAGAAGAAGCGAGCCCUGCAGCUGGUGCUGAGCUGUGCCGCUCUCUUCCUGUUCUGCUUCGCCCCGUACCACAUCAACUUCAUGCUCUACAUGAUGGUGUCGCAGAACUUUGUGACCCACUGCGCCACCAGGCUGGCUGUGAAACAGUUUCACCAGGUGUCUCUGUGCUUGUCGAGCCUGAGCUGCUGCCUCAAUCCCCUGCUUUAUUAUUUUCUCAACGCUGAAUUCAGAAUGCACCUCAUCCGCACCUCCUCUGUCUCCUCCUCCAUCCUCUCCUCCCCGGUCAGCUCCCCAACAGAGGGUCUCGCACAAACCAGGCUCCUGAGGAUGGAGAGUGGCUGCUCAGAGAGGGUGAAAACUGAGUUUACCUCAGGUGUUGACUGAGCUACACAUCCCAAACAGACAAAAUGUGACAUUUUUUCCAAAGAGGCUUAAACACGAGGAACAUCUAAAUAAAAGGGUCCAGUAUUUUGCUUAGUGACAUUUUGAAAGUAAACGGAGGAAAUUCAAGAUCAAACCUUCCUGUUAAAGCCUUUCAGGAGAAAACGGAGCAGCUUUAGUUGAGCUUGUGAACAGAUUGAUGAGGUGGAAACUGGACACGGUUGUGUGUGAUGUCACAUCUGUCUGAUUGUAAAACUCACCUGACAAGCUUUGAAAGGGCAUUUUAAAUUUUUUGAAGAGUUCUGUGAAAAGACUGUGAAGAAUUAAUACCCUAAAUGUUGUUGGAAAAACUGUCAAAAGAGAUAAUCAGAACACCCUAACAAAACUUAUAAAACAAGGACUAAAACUCCAUUAAACUCCAACCAGGAAAGCAAACCAAUUAAACCACAAAGGAAUUGACCCAAAGUUGCACUGGAAAUGCUACAGCUAACUGCCGUUGCUGCUAUUUGCAAGCAAAUACCCCUAGAUUUAUAUGAAAAAAAACCAAGUAAGGUAAAACAGAUACUGAUAUAAAGCUUUACUAGGGGUGUAAAUCACCAUCUUUAUCACAGUUCAGUAUUGUAUUGAUUUGUUUGGCUGUCAGGCAUGUGAUGACAAAAUGGAUUGAUUGUUUUGUUUUGCCUUGAUGUGACCGAAUCAUUAAUUGUUUUAUCAGGAUUUGGACUGAUGUAUUGUUAUAGUAGCAACCCACUGUGGUUGUGGCUUUGCCAGCACUAGCUGUUAGCUUGUUAAUCUGGUCAGAACAGACAAGCUAACAGCAUACAUGUCAUAUCAGGCCCCAAAAUGAAAUGGUUAAAAAUUUCACUGUUAUUUAGCUCACUUUCUGCGUGUUAAAAAAUUUCCACUAAUAUUUUAUUGUUA